CCAAGAAACGAAAGUCCGGAAAGGACGACUACGAAACAAAGCAAGCUAAAGAUAAAGGCAAAAAGAGAAGGCUAGAAGCAAAAAAAGCAUCGCCAUCGAAUACUGUCAUAUGCAAGCACUGUGGUCUAAGUGGUCACUCAACUAAAGCUUCCUUUGCUUGCCAACAACAUAUUACUACUAAAGCGGAGCUCCUUCGAACAAACUAUUCAGAUAAGUAUGAGCUUUACGCUCGGAAACUGCCCCUUGUAAUCUACGUGGACGGUGUUUUUGAUGCUAAGCGCAGUAUCUUACGGAAAGAGCAUGAAGGAUUCCAGCAAAAAGUGAUUGAGCUGUGCAGAUUUAUACGGGACGUCACAACCAGAGCGCAGCUUUUCAUGAAUUACUACAUUAUUAAGAACCGUAAUUUAACUGUUCAGGAAUACAUUUAUGAACAAAACUUUUGGUACUGCAUCUGUAAGCUAGUCUUGGGCCAAAAAAUUACCAACAAAGCCUACAUUAACCACACUGUGGCUCUGACGUUCGAUGACGUUGCUACUGACGAUCCAUCCAUUAUAUCCCCCUUCAAGGAUCAAAAAAUCAAAGGUUAUAGUGAUGCUAUGGCGGCUGCAUGCGAGAGUAUAGCAACCACUUACAUGAACCACAUGGUGGAAAACUUCACUAAACGUAUCAGAUACUACUUGUAUUGGGCAUUGAAGCCUACUUUCCAGGAAACAAAGAACAAUGUGAUUUACGGACUCAUUGACUCAUAUUGCCUUCCUAAAAUUUUGUAUGAUAUGGAUACUUGUAAAUGGUUGGAGGAUGUUGAUAUAACAAAACAACCCGAAGUCGAUGCAACAUGCCAAUCAUUGAUGAAAAAGAUGCCAUCAACUCCAACAAUCGAAAAUAUCACAGCAGCACCAUCAACUUUUCUACCACCUUUGGCGUUCAUGCUGCAGUUGAUCGAAACGAAAGCCCUUACCGCUGGUCCGAAUGACAAAAAACCCAAAUUAUUCUCAUUAACUCCCACUGUGUCAUUCAAAUGGAAGCAUGUCAGCAUCAAUGAAAAGGCCCUAUGCUGUUUGUCCAGACAGUCCAUUGGCAACCGGUCCUAUGCUAAUAAUCUCGAGAUCUUCUUUAAUGUUUUUAAUUUUGCAAAGUUCGGAUAUGAAACCCUACAAGACCUUGUCAGAGCUCCAGCCAACUCUAAGGACAUGUUCAAUUGUGUAAUACACACAGAUGGCUUUGCUGUAACCUUUUUGUUUGUCCGUUCCCGUCAAGAAAAAAGUGCAACAGCUACACUCACUCUUGAGGAUUUUACUCCUGCUGAAAUCAACAAGUAUUUCAUGCCGAUAGCUGUAGAUCCAGGGCGUAAUGAGAUAUUCACAGCUGUAGUUGGUUACAACACAGAUACGCAUCAAAUUCGCGCAUGUAGCAAAGAGGAGCGCGCUCAAAUUGCUGGAUAUAACAGACGUACAAGGGUCGUGGAUGAAAAGAAGGUUGCAACUGGUAUCAAAGAAAUUGAGACCAAUCUACCGACGUGCAAGACUGUUCACUCCGAAAUACAAUAUAAGCUGUACCUUUCUUAUGUAUUGAGACAUAUCCAAAGCUUACAUGAAUUUUAUGGCUUCAACUCUGCCAAAUUCAUAUUUAACGACUAUCAAGGCCGUCAAAGAGCUGACGAAGAGCUCGCUAACAUGCUUCUGGAUGGAGGCAAAAAGUAUAACCCCAGAAAAAGAAAAAAAACCAACAAGAAUAAACGGCGUAAAAGAAAGUUGCCGAGAGGAAGCAAGACAACGAAGAGUAAGGUACAUGCAAGAAAAGCACAGAGGGCUGCAGAAAGGAAGGAAGGACAAGAGAAGAAGUUAACGAUUAAUGUAGAAGCAGCUGCGCAAAAAAGGUACGCAUUCAUUACUACUGAUUCAACAGUAACUGGUAACUAUAUAAAUACAUUAACCUGUCCUUUGCAGAUACAAAACAAAGACUGUUAAGAAAUGGACCGCUGCUCCAUUCUUUGAAGACCGCAAGAAAAUCCCAUUAGUCAUUUUUGGUGACGGGAUGAAGAACAAGGAUUGUGUUUCAUUUAAAGGCCACCCAGCAGGUGUGACAGGAAAGUUGUAUCGUACUC
Messenger RNA from Mycotypha africana, 2104 nucleotides. RefSeq lists its product as uncharacterized. The coding region runs from base 375 to 1967 and encodes 530 amino acids. The record is from RefSeq and is a predicted model, not a curated record. The transcript is spliced from 3 exons. NCBI's taxonomy places the organism in Eukaryota, Fungi, Mucoromycota, Mucoromycetes, Mucorales, Mycotyphaceae.